Messenger RNA from Anopheles maculipalpis, 5360 nucleotides. RefSeq lists its product as uncharacterized. The coding region runs from base 1 to 5304 and encodes 1767 amino acids. The record is from RefSeq and is a predicted model, not a curated record. Gene Ontology annotation, molecular function: NMDA glutamate receptor activity; transmitter-gated monoatomic ion channel activity involved in regulation of postsynaptic membrane potential. The transcript is spliced from 15 exons. Gene Ontology annotation, biological process: modulation of chemical synaptic transmission; monoatomic ion transport; synaptic transmission, glutamatergic. Lineage: Eukaryota; Metazoa; Arthropoda; Insecta; Diptera; Culicidae. Gene Ontology annotation, cellular component: postsynaptic membrane; plasma membrane.
AUGGUACCGAACAUGGAGCACUACUACUACCAGGACGCCACACUACUACCGUUCGUGACGUUGCCCUGGAAACGGUCGACAACCCUGUGGAUGUUUUUGGUGGUGCUGGUUGUGUUUGCCGAGCGUACCACUUCGACCGUUGGCGAUGAUUCUGAGGCCACGCCGGUUCGUGGUACCGGAAUACAUUACGCCGCCCUGUCAGGACCGAGCAUGGAUCGAGCGGAAAUGUUGAAAGCACAUCCGGCCGGUACGUUCUCCGUUGAUGAUGGUUCGCAGCCCGUGUUUCCGGACCGGCCAGACGCAGUGUACUUCGCGGUAGCGGUAAACGGCGGUGCGAAGCUGUGGGGACGCACGCUUGCCCGCACCCUGAUCGACAUGGGACCACCGUUCGGAAAUCCGCAAGGACCUCCGCUGCGGCCGAUCUACAUCACUCUGCCGGACAGUGGGCGAUUUUCGUCGAAGCUUAUGACGACUGCGUGCGAUGCGAUCGACGGUAUGCCGUUGGCGGGCAUGGUGAUAGUGGGCGAUAGUCCAGCAGCGAAAUCACUUGCCCUGGCCGGCAAUGCGAUGAAGGUGCCCGUACUGUGGGCGAAGGGAGGCAUUGCUUCGCUGCAUAACUCCUACGAUGAGCUAUCAACCAAAUUACAAGCAAUACUGCAGCCAUCCUCUAGGGAAAUUUUUGAAGCCAUUAGAGCAACCUUUUUACAAGUUCACUGGCAUUCAUACCAUAUUCUGUGCGAUGUCGAUACGUACGUUCUUAUUAGUGGCAAGAAGGGUGCCGCACUGCGCCAAAAACCGCUGAAUCCAAUUAUAGUUACGCUACCAACGAACUUCGAUUUGAUUUACAAAAAACUAGCGUACAUUUCACGAUCUACAAAGGGUGUUGUAUUGGUGCUGUGUAAUCUUAAAGUGGCACGUCUUAUAAUGGCCGAAGCACAGCGCAUGAAGAUGCUAAACGGUCACUUUGUGUGGCUCUGGAUGGAUACAACCUCGGCGACUGAAUUCUACGAUGCGGGGCAACCUUCCUACGACUCCAAACAACCGCUAGACGUUGGCGUUGGUCUUGGAGGGCGUAGCGAGCUGGAGACCGACUUCUACGACACGUUCGACAUGCGACACCAGUCACACCUGGCCGAUCUCGUCGAGCGAAGGAUGGAAUUUGAAGAUUUUGAUCCUCGAUUGCGCAAAAACCGAACGCGUUCAUCACACCUGGACAGUCAAGCGGCACGGUUCGGUAGUGCGGCACUGGUUAAUCCCAAACCGGACGGUACGGCCGAUGCUUCGACGGGUGGCGGCAAACACAGCAAAACACGCCGUCCCUCGGAAAAGCCCAAGAACGGGCGUGGUAAAGCUAACAACAACACCGUAGUGAAUGUGGCCCGUCGGACGGAGCGUUUUGAAGAGCUGCCGGUAGAUUCGGACGAGUUUGAAGACUUUGACGACGAACGCAUGUUGCCGCUGAGCGGUGCUAACACGGAGGAUGAGCAGUAUCCAAUCGAGGGAAGUCCCGAUAGUACAUCGGAGAUGAAGCUGAAGCGCAGCAGCGAGUAUAUGAAGCUGCACAACACCUCCGGGCACGUGCUGUUCCACCACAACCAAGACUUCCCGGUGGGGUUGCUUGCGUUGCGACCGAUCAAGAUGAAAAUUGAUCGCCAUUUUAUACGUGCGGCCGUACGUUUGUUUGCGGCAACGUGGGCCAAAGUCGAGCGGGACGAUGUACCGGUCGUAGGGAAGGGGCGACCGACGGGACGCGAAGGUCCCGGACCGACCCGUGGAAGCAGCACGCAGGACCAAACGAAAGUUGCACGCGGCCAACAGCGACCGGUGCAGAUGCAACAGAAGCGAUCCGUCGUACCCGUCGAGGGCGAAACAAUUUUAACAUUACCAGUUAACAGUGCAAAUACGAAACCAAGUGUUCACGAGGCCAGUUUAUUGGACCUACAGCAGCAGCAGCAGACGGUGGACGAACCGUCACAACGGCCAGUGCGCGGAACGAACGAUAUUAUUUCGCCUAUAAGCAAUAGUAGUGCAAAUUUUCGUGAUGUCAGUAGUACAAAUAGUAGUUCUAGAGUUAAGCGUCAAAGCACCUGGUGGUCUGCGACCACAAAUCACAAAUACAACCCGGACCGGGGUGCCAGCGACCGUGGGCGAGGCAGUCGUGGAGGAGCUACCCGGUAUAAGGGAGGUUGCAUGGGUACAAUUAAUCGAGUCGAGCUGGCCAAAGCAUUCAAUUUUGCCAAGAAUCUGCAAAGUAAUGCACGCCAAGCGCUGUCCGGAUUUCCGAUAGCCAGUGGGUUUAUCGAAAAGUCACUCGUUAGUCAUUUCGAAAUGCUAAACCUCGUGCCGAUAGCGAGACAAUCAUCGUCAACACCAAAGGGAGAUUACCACAGCGGAGAUCGGGUGGAUGGUGGUAGAUAUGGCAACCCAUCGGUAAACGGGUCGGCAGCUAGCGGGAUGGGUAAUGCGGCUGGAACCGGUAUCGCUACAAAGUGGCGCCGUGUGGGACUAAUCACGGGACGGUCGGUGCAUCUGGAUACGAUCAUAUGGCCUGGUGGAGAUGUUACUGUGUCUGGGCUAGCUGGUAAAGCGAAAACCAUGUUCCGUGUGGUGGUAUCAGUCGCACCACCGUUUGUGAUGGAAUCCCCCGUGAACGAGGAAAGCCAGUGUUUGCGGGGUCUAAUAUGUUACCAAAUAUACACCACCGGACGACACAAUUUGACGCUUAUGUUUAACGAAAUCGAGCGUCGCAAUCGGUUGAGGGAAAUUAAUCAAUCUCCCAACCACUACCAGGACGAGCAGCGUCAGAGGUAUCCGUUGUAUCGCACACGCUGCUGCUACGGUCUAUCGAUGGAUUUGUUGCAGAAACUUGCGACAGAGAUUAACUUCGACUUCCAUCUGUAUAUCGUGCACGAUGGACUAUUCGGACGACGGGUACCACCACCGCCCGAACCGUCGGAACCUUCACCACGGAAGCCAACACUACCAACGAAUGUAGAAUCGAAAUCAAAGUUUGACGCACAAUCGGGCAGAAGCUUAAAACGAGGAUCGAAGUUGAAGCUUUCACAGGCCGGUGUGAACGCUACCAGAGAGGAGCUGCCACCCUAUCCCUUCGAAUAUUCGACGGCACCGCCCGUCCGCACCCGGCAACAGUGGAACGGUGUGAUUGGUGAUCUAAUAUCCGGUACAGCUGAUCUUUCCUUCGCACCACUUAGCGUGUCAAAGGCUCGUUCGGAAGUGAUCGAUUUUACGAUACCAUACUUCCACGGCGGUGUAUCGCUGCUGGCCGCACCGGAAGCGGCCACCGAUAUACCUUUACUAGCGUUUCUACUGCCCUUCUCGCCAGAGCUAUGGAUAGCCAUCUUUACCUCGCUGAACGUUACCGCUGUUGCAGUGGCGAUCUACGAAUGGCUGAGCCCUUUCGGGUUGAAUCCUUGGGGCCGCCAGCGAAGCAAAAACUUUAGCAUGUCGUCAGCACUAUGGGUAAUGUGGGGUUUACUCUGUGGGCAUCUGGUUGCAUUCAAGGCACCUAAAUCUUGGCCCAACAAAUUCCUCAUCAACGUAUGGGGUGGAUUCAGCGUAAUAUUCAUCGCUUCCUACACUGCCAACAUUGCAGCACUGAUAGCGGGUUUGCUGUUCCAUAAUGAGGCAAAGUACUACGAAAUGUCGAUGUUGACGCAACGUGUUGGUUCACCGAUCGCUACGGCAGCAGAAUCGUACGUCCAGCAGAACGAUAAACGACUCUGGGAGCACAUGAAAAAGUAUCAGCUGCAAAGUAUCGAUGAAGGCAUCGAACGACUAAAAAACCGCACGAUCGAUCUACUGAUGUGUGAUACACCCAUACUGGACUAUUAUCGUGGUACCGAUCAAAGCUGCUCCCUACAGCGAAUAGGUGAUAAUUAUAUUGAAGAUUCUUACGCGAUCGGCAUGUCUAAGGGCUUCCCGCUGAAGAAAACGAUGUCCGCACUGAUCUCCAAGUACUCCAACGACGGCUACUUAGACAUACUAACCGCAAAGUGGUACGGUGAUCUUCCCUGCUUCAAGCUGGACCGUGAAAUGGCACAACCGAAACCGCUCGGUGUGACGGCGGUGGCCGGCGUCUUCCUACUGCUGGGUGUUGGUAUGGUGCUCGGUGUACUAAUCCUCAUAAUCGAGCACGUGUUCUACAAGUACACACUUCCGAUACUACGCCACCAACCGAAGGACACCAUCUGGAAGAGUCGUAACAUCAUGUUUUUUAGCCAGAAGCUGUACCGGUUUAUUAACUGUGUGGAGCUGGUGUCACCGCACCAUGCCGCCAAGGAGCUGGUGCACACAAUCCGCCAGGGACAGAUUACCAGCCUCUUCCAGAAGAGCGUCAAACGGAAGGAGGAUGAGCAGAGACGCCGGCGCAAGAGCAAGGCUCAGUUCUUCGAGAUGAUCCAGGAAAUACGCAGAAACAUCAAACUCGACAGGGUGCAACUGGACACGGACGUGGACGCAUCGCUGUCGGCAACGUCCGAAAGCACUUCACAGGCACUGCUUCCGGAAGUUCAUCCGGCCGGUUCGCGACUGUCAGCGUCCGCCUCAGCCAGCCGGCGCACCAGUCCGGGCCGUUUGUCACGCGCCGGAUUUGGAUUUGGAAAGUCUCGUGAUGGUGGAAGUAAAAGUUCAUCCUUCUCUUCCUCGCUCAAUGUGCGCCGGUUUAGUACGGAUAGUAUCAUAAGCGAACGGCUGGGGACAAUCGGUCGUCGGCUUAGUCGUGAUGCGGCGACCAGUUCUCCACCGGACCUUUCCCAUCAUUUCGAAACGUUCGGUAAGGGUUGCAGCGCGGACCAAGGGUCCGGCUCCAAAUUCGACACAUACUCGGGUAAGAACAAUAGCAAGGAAAGUUUGUCCGUGUUCAAAUGUGACACGUUCAACGGUAAGCUAACACCUGGCAGUGGCUUAGACACGGUAGACUCGGGCCGGGGAGAUGGGGCUGUAGAAGGAGGGCGCGUUAAACCAGACGGCGAGGAGAAACCAAUCCUUCCGGCUAAGACCAAAAAACGUUCCCGACGUUCACCGCUAAACCUCGAACUGUACGAAACGGGGCGCCGGCGGCUCAUCCCCAUUAACGAGCGGGUAGCGCACGGGCUUGCACCACCUUUUCUUGAGGCCGAUACUGGCAGUGCAAUGUUGCGCGAUAAGCUACACGAAGAGCUGCGCCUAAAGUACGGACAAACGCGGUGGAAGAGCACAAACGCGGAGGACGCGAUUGUUACCGUGUCCGGUGAAACGGGGAACCACAAUGGGGUAAAACCAAAGCGGCCCAGCCGUCGUACUUAGUAGCAAACUGUAAGAUAAAAUGCAAACACCAAGCUAACAUAACCCUUUUUAGGUAU